This is a messenger RNA of Schistocerca nitens (vagrant locust), 539 nucleotides long. RefSeq lists its product as uncharacterized. The transcript is spliced from 4 exons. The record is from RefSeq and is a predicted model, not a curated record. NCBI's taxonomy places the organism in Eukaryota, Metazoa, Arthropoda, Insecta, Orthoptera, Acrididae. The coding region runs from base 120 to 521 and encodes 133 amino acids.
GCUGCUGCCUGCUGGUCCGGCUGAUGUUUGAAAACUUCUGGCUGUCGUCUGCUGGAGUGGUCCCUGCAGCGUUACUGUAUAGGCCACCUGCUUGACGCCAAUGUACAACUGGUUGUUAUAUGAGCCUACAUAGCGAGGUUCCUCGUGCAUGUGGGAGUACUGAACUUCGCAAUUACUACGAUCUGGCUACCGCUUGUGAUGUUCCUGACGGCAAGAGCAGACAUUAUUGCAAUCCUGGCAUGCAAUGUGGACGCAGUAUUGCGGCUGGGCGGCGCCGCCAUCAGCUGGGCGGAGAGUUCGGAGGCGCCCCGCCAGGUGGCAGCACUACUCGCACUGGGCGCCGCUGCCUGCGCCGUCUACGUCACCGACUUCUGCUCCACCAUCCGAAAUGUCUUAGAUCGAUGCUGCUUGAAAGGCAGAAGACGUGUGAGAAUAGUGGACUGCCAGCAGAAAAACGAACUCGAACUCUCUCUGAAGUCAAUGCGAAGAACCUGUAUAAGAAAAUGAAAUAUAUUUCCUGAAAGCAAUAUGUCAUGUUA